AACAAACGCGACAGAAUUGUUUAGCAGGCUAAAAUUAACAAUAUACUACGCCGUAAUUUAACGCGAUCUCACUGAGAGAAUUUCAUCUAAUUUUACUUAAAAUUGAAGGAAAAGGCCUUGUUACCUUGGAGUGCUUGCAGGCAGUCAGACAACUGAUGUGACUUCGUUCAUUCAUUGAUAUUUCUGUCGCCGCGGCAUUACAAAGGUAAGCGCGUGCUUGCUUCUCACCAUCAACAAGCUACUGAAUGUUUAUCUUAGUUAGAUUUCUAAUUUCAGAAAAAUCACAAUGCACUGGAAUCUCGACAAAAACAGCAAAUGUUCAAAUGGAAUUUAGAAGACCUUUUAAGCGAUUUCCUGGUGUUUGAUAUCUCGCAAUCGCAAGUGAAAUUGCCAUUUUUAUUGUUGUUUACACGAAGGACUCUUUUGUUGUUGUUUAUGGCGUGGCGACUCGAGAAUAGUAAAGUUUUGGUGAACAUUUUCUCAGAUAACGUAAGUUACAUCAAUCAUGGAGACUAUCCUUAAAUCUCUGUUGAACUCUUUCGCUAGUUUUCUGUACUUUACCAAAGAUAUUUUCCUAUUCACGGAACUGUUCUCGUUAUUGACUCAAAUAAAUUUAUUCAAAUCUUGCCCAUAUGGCAUAUGAAUCGAUCAGCGCGGUUUUCUUUUCCUCAAGUUCGAGGACUCGACUGCUUUUGUUGUAAAGAAAAACUUAUCGUUAUUGGGAGUUAGAAUCAUACUCAAUGGCGAAAAGUUCGACAAGUUUUUCAGGAGCCGUAAUAAAAUUGAAAUCUGCAUUAAAUUUCCGGCUUGGGUCGCCGCGCGCUUUUCGACUGCCUGAACACUUCAUGGAUAAACUUUACUUGAGAUUUGAUUCUAAUUUCGGGUUUGUUUGAGAAAAAUGUUGACCACGCGUAGGCUAGAAAAUAUGUUAACUUGUCUUUCUGCUUUUUUUAACAGCCGCGAAGUUCGUCUGCGUUUCAAAGCAUCAAAGAGUAAGCGGACUCUAAUUAAUAUCCACCUUCCGUGUUCUAAAGGUUCACUGAACCAUGGCAGCAAAAUCAAACGAAAACGACGGCACUGUUGUUGCGUCCAGCACGUCCAGGGGAGUCAGUGUAAGAUAUUUUUUGUAAUAAACUCACUGCUAGCUUUCAUUCAACGACAUAAUACGAUUGAGCGUAAGAUUUCACAUGAUAAACCUGAAACGUGUAGGGCAUGAUAUUAAUCGUUUCAGUGAACACAUGUACGUACCGGAACAAUUCUUAAGAUUGUCCUGUUAGAAAGGCAAGGUUAAAAUAAAAAAAGGCUUCGUUGUCAAAGAACGGAAUCAUUUAUGACUCCAAAGACUGUGGCAUAUUUUUGAAACAGUGUACGAUUUCUUUUCUGCCCUUGUGCGUGAUUUUUAAGCUGUAGGUUCUAAGCCACUGUCCCUACCCCUGUCGCUAGUGUCAAAUUACACGACUCACGCGAACUCUCGCGAGUCUAGAGUGAGAGUCUCAAAGAACUGCUCACGCUGGUUACACUUUAUCUGAAAUGAAGCUCAUAUCAAAUAAAUUAAUAGUCUUUUACUCCAGGCAAACAGGCAGCAAUUUAUCAAAUGAGAUGAAUAAACUCCCCAGUUGUGAAUCUCUUGUUUUCCUACCUACAAUGACUUCCUCAUUCAUUCUAUCAUAUAUUAUCUCCUCAAAGUUCAAUAAGUGUCCAUCAUCAUUCAAUGAUUUUUUUUCCUUUUAUAUUUGCCAAGAUUCUACAGUGUGCAGAUAACCACCCCACAAAGAAUAUUUUUGCUUACCUUUAAAGAUAUAAAUGAUAUUCUGUUUAUGCUUGGUUACAUCCCAGCUGAUUUUUUUCUUGUGGAAAAAGGCAGUUUGUCACAGAGUCAAUCUCAAACCCAAAAAAAAAUGUGAAAAUUUGAGUUAUUUAUUGACAUGGCAAAAAUUGCCAUUUCACUUGGUAAUUGCUAAUUGUGGUGUUUUGUCAAGGUCUUGUGGAUCAAUGACUUAUUUUACCUUAGCUUUUGGCUUUGGUAAAGAUUGCUAGUAAAUUAGAUUGCUACAGUAAAUUCAGACUGAAAAUAUUAAAAGCUAUGUCAUUUUUCCUUUUUAGCAUAAGAGAGCAGGAAAAUUUUCAGCUAAGAUUUUUUUGGUUCACAGGUGAGAGUAUCAUCACCAGUAAAAAGUCCAACAAAAACUAUAAAUGUGGAUGUUAAUGGUAAAGGAGCUCAUGAACCCUGCAGCACAUCCAACUGUGCAUGUGGAACACAUACUUCUCACAAACUCACGCAGCAAAGCAAACACAUUACAUGCUCUUCUCAAAACUGCUGCUGUAGCCGUGAAGUACAUGUCCCAGGAAUGGUCUACCAGCAUGUCACGCCAGCUGUAGCAAAUGUCAUGAUUGAUGCAUCCAGUUCCCCAACCCAAGACACCAAAGCCACACCCAAGCAUGGAGGAGUACACUACUGCUCAAGCUGUCCCCCUGGACCACAUACCCAUCAUGUGUACUCACCAGCCAAUUGUCAUCCCCAGCAGGCUCCAUUUAUGGAUCACGCUCACUGUGGCUGUCAACCAGGAUAUGUUGAUGGACAUUUUCAUUUUCCUCAUCAACAGACUCCACCAAGACCUGUUACAGUCAUGGCACAUCCACCACCUUUACUGCUUAGACCUGUUCAGCCUCAGCAUAUGCAACAACAUCAGGUAAACAUGGUAUCACAAUACUUAUUUCAUUAGAUUCAAGUAAAUCUACAGAUUUAUUUACUUCUAUAUGUUCAUUUAAAUUGUAGUUUGCUUAUUUUUAAAAAUUGUGGUUUUUGAUUUGAACAGACUAAGAUUUCAGUGCUAGAUCAAAAUUAUCAUCUAGAACUUUUCCAAUUACAUGUAACAAAUCAGGUUUACAUUUAGAAAGAACCAAUUUCAACAAUGCUUUUUUUCAGAGUUAAUAUUUCACACACAGAGAAGAAACAAAGCUUUAGGUGGUUUGGCAUUUUGGAUGGAAUAAAUUCCUUACAUAACCCUCUGACCCCUAAGAGUGACUAGUUUCUAAUUUCUCCUUAUAAUAUCAGCCUUGAUUCAAACAUUAAGGUCACGAGAAUACAAGAUCACCAAGUUGAAAAGCUUCUGAUUGUGAAACAUAUUCUCCUUAUCGGCACCUUCAAGAAAUGUAUAAAGAACAGUAUGGAGAAUAUGCAUACUGACGUUAGGGUGGAAAGGGUUAAAGGAGAGUGUAAUUUGUUUUUUGCAAGUGUGGGGAAAAGAAUAAAUUUGACUCUCCACAAGGAGAUGAACCUAAAACUUUGCAUUUUAUACUGCAAUGUGCUAGCACUGAGCUAAAGUGAACUUGAUGGUUAACAAGGCCAUUAUAGAAUACAAAUUGUACAGUUAUAGGCUUAUACCUGGUGACAACUUAUAUCAGAAAUAUCUAACUUGUCACCCAAAAUUUGAUGUUUAUAUGACUCAUUGGACACAACUCCUUCAUUUUUUCCAUAGGCAAUUCUUGAGCAGGAACUCCGCCCCUAUUUUGAUGGGAAAUGGAAAGGUCUAGGAGAUCCCCAUUUGUCAAACUUUGGUAAGUCACCAUUUCUGUUCUUAAAAUUUAGUAUCUACUUAUUCUUAAUAGAGCACUAAAAUCCAAUUACACCAAUCUAGAAUUUAGUGCAAAGAAUUAAUUGUUGUAGUAAUAUGUUUUAUAUGUCAAACACAUCCCACAAAAUUGUUUUGACAGAAAGCUUAUAGAAAAAUAUUUUCUUGAGUGGUCCUGUUGGUAAGAAAGUGCAUAUGCUUCUUCAAACAUGUUGUACAUGUACGAUUAAAGUAGGGUAGUGGUUUCUUGAGCUGAUUUCAGGUACCCUAUGGAAAAGGAUGAGCAAAUUCUGUCAUUUGUAAAAUUAAGAGGAUCUAUUACAGUUGAAUGACUGAGUAAUACUCAGAGGGUCAAGAUCAAGUGUAAUUUUAGAAACUUUUUUUCUUUUGUAUGAUCUAUACUACAACUGGAGGUUUUAUCUGUUAGAGUUUUGACAUUCUACAUUUAAUGUACAUGUAUGCUGUAUUACUAUAUACAUUUUCAGUGCAAAGGAUAUGGGUUGAUUGACCCAAGGGUAAGAGUGAUAGAUGCAGUAUGGACCUCCGUGUGUAGCAUUCCCUUAACACAAUUUGUCAGGCACUAUUCCGAUCAACCCCUUUCCCUCUCCCUUUGCAGUGAAUUGUGAAUGAAUACUUGAGAAUGAUGUAACUUCUUUCUCCUGCUACAGGUGGACGACCCCAACCAUCAGAUGGAUCUGUGUGAGUUUAUAUUUUAUAAUAUUUCACAAUUAAUAUUAAAUUGAUCAUCCCUUUAACCCCUAAGGGUUACCAUAGUCUAAUUUCUCCUCACAUUUUUGCCAUUGAAUCAAACCGUUAGGUCAUGAGAAGGGAGGAAAUGAUCAUUUGCAUGAGAAGUUAUUGAGUGUUGAACAAAUUCUCCUUCUCAUUAUCAUCAAAAACAUGUAGAGAACAGUGUGGAGAAUAUACACACUGAUAUCAGGAUUUAAAAGGUUACUAAUGAUAAGUAUCAGUGACCUUUGAGUGAAAGACAAUGUUUACUGUACAAUUAUAACAUUGCAGUUAGAGAUUAUAAUAUUUCAUCAUCAGAAUUUUAUAGAAUUGCCUUCAUACUGCUCACUAAAAUUUUAAUUUCAAACUUCAUGGUAGAAAGAAAGAAAAGCUAUUAGCGUGCAUAAAAAUAUAUGAUACCAUUAGACUAACUAUCUUUCAUAGAGAAAGAUUACAGUAUUAUAUUUUAAAGGCUCUUACUGCAAGGCCAAUGAUACUUAUCUGCUUUCUCUUUUACCCAAUGCAGGGCAAGUGCCAACUCAUUUAUUGGUGAAUCCCAACCAGGUAAACUAUGUUUACAAAUAAAUCAUAAGUGAUAAAGUUGAAAAAUAAUCAAAUAUGAUUCAUUACGUGAUAGUGCUAUGGUUAACGUUCAAAGUGAAAAGGAAUAUUAAUCUUAUUCAACAACCAGUAGAAGACUUCAAAAAAACUUUUGAGUUCACUUAAAACAUGUGAACUGAUUUAUAAAGUUACUGUAAAACAAACUUUUUACUGUUCUCCCAAGUGGGUUAUUACCCUGAUAAACUGAUAGAGAGUGUAAUCUAUUGCUUUACUAUUCAGGAACUGGAGACUUGAUGUCAUACAUUGUACAUACAAUUUGCUGCCAAUUUUUUUACCUUUGAAUUGGUCAGUUCAACUUAAGGGCUAUUUUCUUAUACAGGAAAGUUUCAUUUAAAUAAAUGUCUUGAUUGUUUCAUUUAACAGCUCAGCACCAUCCACUGUUUCAUCGCAAUAUCUGCCAGUGGCCAGGUUGUGAAGCUUUUUGUGAGAAUUUCCAACAGUUUUUGCAGUAAGUCUAAUAUUUCUGAUGGUUUCAUUGCAUGUUAAUAAUAUCUUACAUGUGCCUUAUCUAUCUGUUGUUGAAUUAAUUUAUUUAUGAUCUUUUAAAUGUAUCUUCAUGUUGGUAAAAAGUAUGAUUUUUUUUCAAUUUUUUAUACACAAGAGAUGAUAACAUAUUGAUUCCAUCAGUUGAUUUGAAUAAAAUCAAUUAAAAAGGAAACAUUUGUUAGAAAAAGUGAUGCGGAAGGUUUUUUUUUUAUGAAUUGCAGUCACCUUAAUGCUGACCACGCCUUAGAUGAAAGGAGCACAGCUCAGGCUCGGGUACAGAUGCAAGUUGUGAUGCAUCUGGAAUUUCAGGUAUUCAACACCACUCUAAUGAUAAUUACGUCAUCAGUCACUUGCGAUUUAAGGAUUAAGCAUAAGGAAGCCAAAAAAAUGCAAAUGAACAGCAUUCUCUUUGUUCAAAGUUAAAUUAAUUGUACCUUGUUAAACAAGCAAUGAUGCUGCCAUACAUCAAACUAACGGUCAAACAGUUCACAGUUAUUUAGUGUUUUUUAAUCAAAUUUAAAGCAGUGCACGUGAUUGUAUUCACUGAGACUUUUUUUCGCUUGCUUUAUAUAAACGUAGAUAGCUAAGUUAGGAAUGUGACCUAUUAUUACCUUUAAAAAACGCUUUUCAACUGCCCAGUAGUCUGGCCUGGCAAUUGCAAACUUAGCUGCAGUUUCAAAUGUUUAUUGCAGAUGAACAAAGAACGUGAGAGGUUGUCAGCGAUGAUGAACCAUUUACAUACUCCCAAGGUACAACUAUUAGCUCUAUUUUUCUUUGGAGCAAAACUAAAAAAGGGCUUAACGUCAUUCCGCAAAGUUAGAUUGCGAAAGAUUUAGCUUAUGGUUUUCCUAAUACGUGGUGGCUCAAUGAACAAAGGUUGAGAGAGAUUGUUUUGACUUGAAGAGAUAGAGACAUUCAUUUGUUAUUUCUUAAAUCUUCUUUUUCUUCUUCUUCUUUUUUUUCUUCUUCUUCUUCUUGUUCUUUUCUUUUUGUUUUUGUUCUUCUUUUUAUUCUUCUUUUUGUUCUUUUUGUUCUUUUUUUCUUCUUCUUCUUGUUCUUCAUCCUCUUGUUGUUGUUGUUCUUCUUUUUCUUCUUCUUCUUUUCCUUCUUCUUUUCAUUCUUCUUUUCUUCUUUUUGUUCUUCUUUUCCUUCUUUUUCUUUUUCUUCUUCUUCUUCUUCUUUUUCUCCUUCUUUUUCUUCUUCUUCUUCUUUUCCUUCUUUAUCUUUUCCUUCUUCUCCUUUUUCUUCUUCUUCUUUUCCUUCUUUUUCUUCUUCUUCUUCUUCUUCUCCUUCUUUUUCUUCUUCUUCUUCUUCUUUUUCUUCUUUUUCUUCUUCUUCUUUUUCUUCUUUUUCUUCUUUUUCUUCUUCUUCUUUUCCUUCUUUUUCUUCUUCUUCUUCUUCUUCUUCUUUUUCUUCUUCUUCUUCUUCUUCUUUUUCUUCUUCUUCUUCUUCUUCUUUUUCUUCUUCUUCUUCUUCUUCUUCUUCUUUUUCUUCUUCUUCUUUUCCUCCUUUUUCUUUUUGUUCUUCUUUUUCUUCUUUUUCUUCUUCUUUUUCUUCUUCUUUUUGUUCUUCUUUUUCUUCUUUUUCUUCUUCUUUUUCUUCUUCUUCUCUUCGUUCUUGUUGUUGUUGUUGUUCUUCGUUUUUUUCUUCUCCUUCUUCUUCUUCUUUUUUUUGAUGUUGUUGUUCUUUUUCUUCUUCUUCUUCUUUAAUUCCUUUAUUUUCUUCAAUUUUUGUCAAGUUUGCAAGGCAAGAAAAAACACGAAGUGACCUUAGAGAGCGAUUACUAUUAUUAGAAACCUUUUAUAGUCAUUCUAAAUACUGAAAGUAAUAUUUUUGGAAUCUAAAGAAACUGAAAGUGUUACUUUGGUACACUGUCAACAAGCAACUCAAACACUUAGUUGACUCAGGUUGGUAAGGUCAAAUGAGCAUAAAUCUUUGGACACUUUGCUCCGACGAAAACUGAGCAAUGAAGCUCGAACUUCAGUUUUUCGAAAUUCGUGACAGGUCCUGAUUUAUUAGCUAGGGUAAAAUAUUUGAAACAUAUAUGGGAGUUUUAACUAGCGUCAUGUGAAGAAUGCCAGGGUGAUGUAUCUGUGUAAAUAAACACACUCUUUCAUACCAGAUAGAAGCGUGUAGGAGGUCAUAUACACUCUCGGACCCUCGUCAGCCGAGCCCUUUACUGAGUAAAUGCGUAUGCCAUUAUAGGUCACCCAACACACUCCAAACACAAACUCAGAUCUGGAAGAAGAGAGUCACCAACAAGUGCCUCACUCCCAAGCUCAAACUCUGCUUCAUGUCACUCACCCACCCCCUCCUCAGCAUCCUCACAUGACGUCCCUAGAAGAUACUCCGCCGGCGGAGCAUUCUCCUACCCUUCAGGGUAGACAGGAGAUUCCUAUGUCACCGGAAAGCCCACCAACGAUGGGAAGUCAUCCUCUUAGCCCGCCACCCAACAUGGCAGCAGUGCAUGAAAUGACCAGUCCAAGUGACCUCACUGUUGUACAGACACCAACUAUUCACAUGCUGGAAGAUAAACAAAUUCGCAUGAAGAAAAGAACUGGAGAUCCUGACGGAAUAGCCUUGGGUAAGUUCGUUUGCAAAGUCUCCGUUUGCUAAUCAUAGGUCGUCAGGAAAGCUCUGGGUAACUUCUGGGUUCUGUCAUUCUUUGUCAACGAAUUUCCUAGCGCCGAACUGGCUUUUGAUAUUCCAUGUCGUAAAAGAGCGAGGGAAACAGUUGUUUUGUUAAGAAAAAGGGUUGAAAAUCUCAUAAUCUACCGUCAAUGGUCCAUGAGUUCGUGAAAUGUAUGCUGACCUUUUUGUUUCCUAGAUAUUCAGCGAUCAGCGGAUUUCUAUCAGAAGGCAGAUGUAAGACCCCCGUUCACAUAUGCGUCAUUGAUAAGACAGGUAAAUUGUAGCUAUUGCCACAACGAGAUAACUAUAAGUAGCAACAUUUAAGACAAAAAAUACUAAACCCAAAUUCUCAUAAAGUGAAUUUUGGACUCUAGUGGUAUGCCUAGAUUAUUUUGUGAAUUUAUUUCAGCUACGAAUGUCUAAUUAAGGGCCUAUAAUUACAUAAAUUUUCCCUUCAAUUCAAUGCUCAGCAAAUCAGACAGGUAAUGAGAAUUUGUGAAUUAUCCUGUUCAGUCGUGCGUUCUUGUUUGGAUUUGACACCAAAUCCUUAAGAGAAGCCAAUAAAAAUUACCGAUAUACAUGGAGGAAAUUUACCUUCAUAUAUUGGCAGUUACAUGUAACGGUUGUAUAAAUAAAGUGUUCCCUGCUGUAAGAAUAAUUAAGAUAUUGACCGCUUCACUUUGCUUACCAUAGGCCAUUUUAGACGCUCCCGAACAGCAACUUACAUUGAAUGAAAUCUACUCCUGGUUCAUUCACAAGUUUGCUUACUUCCGGAGGAACGCUGCCACAUGGAAGGUAGGUUUCACCUUCAAACCCUUUUUUUUACGUUUUCUCUAAAAAAGGAAAAACUUGACAUGUCACAAGAACCUGACGAAGGCUGUAACCUUUACUUAAUUUCAGUAGAAUGUGCAAAAAUAUUCAUGUCCGUUGGCGAGAAAGAUCUCAACAUAUUUGACGAAAGUUUCUCGGUCGCUCCCUUUCAGCCCCGCUGCCUCCCAAACCUGGCGAUGCCUUAAUUCCUGUAGACUUGCUGCCUUCAGUGAUUCUUUCAGUCGUCGAAGCUUCAGAAAUAUACUUAGUUAACGUAAAAUGCUGCAUCAUUUUGACAACCACAUUUUGGGGUGUGACUUUUACUCUCUAUUGCAAUGCUUCACACUCUAUGAAAACUGUAUGGGGAUAUUUGAUACCAGCUGCAGGCUAAAAAUUGUGCAAAUAGGCGUGUUUUCUUACUAAAACUGACACGUGAUACAUCAACAGAACGCAGUCCGUCAUAACUUGUCCCUUCACAAAUGCUUCAUGAGAAGAGAGAACGUAAAAGGAGCCGUGUGGAUUGUGGAUGAAGAUGAAUACAUGAAACGGCGGCCACAGUCCAAAGUCAUUCAUAGCACCUCGUAAGUGUAUUUUUUAUAUUGAUUUGAUAUAAAUAGCGAUGAACAUAGGGCAAUAUAUCCAUCUAAUUCACUAACAUAUCACACGGAGUUGUUUCUGACUACCCUAAAGACUCUGAAGUCGUCCACAUUUCUGGAGAUGAGAUGAGGUUUUCAGCUAAAUUUAACUUGCAAAACGACUGCAAAUUGUAGUUGAUUUUGUUAUUUAUGUUAUAAAGAAAGCUACAUUUUUGUUUGGCAUACAACGCAGUGUGUCAUAAACAACUAUAUAACAUUUAUCUUUUUGAGUACUUGACUUUAAGGGAACUACUUAACAACUCUGAAGGUAAUUUUACCCUCAAAAUUUCAUUCAGCAAGCUUAAAAAAUAUUUUGCGAUCCAUAAAGAUAGUUGUAAGAAUAAACUCGAGAUGAAGAAUGGCUGAGGAUAGAAAAGAAAAUAACGGAUUAUUAAUGACAAUCUUGAAAAAUUUUACUGAACAUUUCCCAUAACAGCAGAAUGAUGAAACAGGAGCGAGACCGGAUGAUGCAACAGGGUGCCCUAGGGGGACUCCCCACACAAGUCAACUUGCUUCCCGUGGGUCCAUCUGGUUCCAAUAAUGCCAGCGAGGAUGAAGGCUCCAGUCAAGAAGAUAGUCGUAAAAGAGGAUCGGAUUCAGACACCGGUGAUGAAAUGCCUCCUCAGAAACGCGCGGAUAUAAGGGAUGGAGAGGAAGUGGAGGGCGUGGUCGGUGGUAUCACAAAACUCGUAGAGUUUUGCUCUAAAGACAUCAAGUAAGAACCAGGAUAUGGUUGUAUUUCUGUUAAUGCUUGCUGUGUUGACCUCAAAUCGGUAGGGAUUUCCGGGAAGAAGUGUUGAAUUGGCAAAAUUUAAACUUCCCAUCUUUAAUCUGCCGCUCAUGUCAUCUGCUAUUUGCUUGCAAAGGGGUUAUUAGUUGACCUUUACUGCCCGGAUUGUAAAUGGGAAAUUCCAAAUGAUUUUAAAAGGCUAAUAAACGAUAGUCAAGCCGGGGAUUAAGAACAAUUAUUCUGAAAAAAUCUCUCCUUGCUGAUAAAACCAGGACGUUAGCAUUUGUGGGCUUUCAAACCUAUUAAGAUGUCUUUUAUAGAUUAAUUUCUUGAUUUUAUCCAAUUCUAUUUGAUUGCUUUCAGAAAUUAGAUACAUUAGUUGUGCUUAUGGAAUAAGGAAUGCACGAGGAGUUCAUGACGAAUUUUCUCCUAAAUCUUUUUACUUUUUUUGAUUGAGCGAUUGAUUUUAUUUUUUACAGCAGCCAAUUGUCUCAGUCCCAAGUACAAGUGAAGCUAGAGCCUCCAGAAGACGGACCAAUCGUAGCACUGAACGGCGACGCUGACUCUGGAGAUGAUCAUUACGAUUCCAAUGGAAUGAACGGGGACAGCGUAAUGGAGACUGGGGUGAGGGAGGAUGAAGUUAGGCAGCGGUAA
Pocillopora meandrina is the source of this 10868-nucleotide messenger RNA. NCBI's taxonomy places the organism in Eukaryota, Metazoa, Cnidaria, Anthozoa, Scleractinia, Pocilloporidae. The record is from the annotation of a GenBank genome assembly.